This is a messenger RNA of Oryza sativa Japonica Group (Japanese rice), 1275 nucleotides long. RefSeq lists its product as uncharacterized. NCBI's taxonomy places the organism in Eukaryota, Viridiplantae, Streptophyta, Magnoliopsida, Poales, Poaceae. The record is from RefSeq and is a predicted model, not a curated record.
CUCAUCUCAUCCUAGCUACCUCCUCGUUUGAUCGAUCGAUUUCUGAAGCUUAGCUAGCCAACGAGGUAGCGAUCGAUGGCACGGGGCGCCGCGGUGGUUGCUGCGGCGGCUGCCCUGUUGGUGGUGGUGUGCGCCGCCGCGCAGGCGCCGUCGUCGCCGAGGCUGCCAAGCAACUACCACGUCAUCAACCCCGGCAGGUUCGGCAAGAGGGACCAGCAGCUCUCCUGCACCGACUCCAAUGGCAACAAGGCCGUCUGCAUGGCCAAGUGCGACAAGCGCUGCCCCAACCAGUGCAUCGUCAUGUGUCCCGGCUGCAAGACCUUCUGCAUGUGCGACUUCUACCCCGGCGUGUCGUGCGGCGACCCGCGGUUCACCGGCGGCGACGGCAACAACUUCUACUUUCACGGCAAGAAGGACCACGACUUCUGCAUCGUCUCCGACGCCGACCUCCACAUCAACGCCCACUUCAUCGGCAAGCGCAACCCCACCAUGAGCCGCGACUUCACCUGGAUCCAGGCCCUCGGCAUCCGCUUCGCCGACCACCGCCUCUACAUGGGCGCCCUUAAGACCGCCAAGUGGAACAGCGACGACGACCGCCUCGAGCUCGCCUUCGACGGCGCGCCCGUCGACGUCCCCGCCGAGCUCGGCGCGCGCUGGGAGUCCGCCGCCGUUCCAGGCCUCACCGUCACCAGGACCGCCGCCACCAACGCCGUCAGGGUGCAGCUCGCCGGCGUGCUCGACAUCAUGGCCAACGUGGUGCCCAUCACCGAGCAGGACUCCCGCAUCCACAACUACGGCGUCACCGAGGAGGACAGCCUCGCCCACCUCGACCUCGGCUUCAAGUUCUACGACCUCUCCGACGAUGUCCAUGGCGUCCUCGGCCAGACCUACCGCUCCGACUACGUCAACAAUCUCAGCGUCAGCGCCAGCAUGCCGGUGAUGGGCGGCGCUCCCAGCUACGUCGUCUCUGACAUCUUCUCCACCGACUGCGCCGUCGCCAGGUUCGGCCGCCGCGCCGGCAUCUCCAUGGUCACUGGCAGGGCCAACUAAGCUUGCUUCAACGACCUUCAUCGCUGGGAGCUCUGAUCUAUUAAUUUCUUAAACAGCAAUAGAGCUAAACACCGGAAUAAGUUAAUUUGUUUUUAAGUUCAGGGGCUACACAUAUACAGAUCACCAACGUGAUAUGUUAUUUGAUAUCUGAGAGCACACAAAUUUUAUGCAAUUUUAUGUUAAAGAUGAAAUAACACACAAUUAUACUGGAGCAUAUGUUCACUA